Messenger RNA from Terrapene triunguis (Three-toed box turtle), 2032 nucleotides. RefSeq names its product FA core complex associated protein 100 (gene FAAP100). Gene Ontology annotation, cellular component: Fanconi anaemia nuclear complex; nucleoplasm. Lineage: Eukaryota; Metazoa; Chordata; Testudines; Emydidae. Gene Ontology annotation, biological process: interstrand cross-link repair. The transcript has 4 exons. The annotation marks the transcript as partial. The record is from RefSeq and is a predicted model, not a curated record.
GCCAUCUAUAGGUUUCCCGAUCAAGUUUGGCACGUGGAACUCCUCCCCCUUCGUAGGCAGCUCUACAUCCUGUGUGCCGGAAACGGCAUUUACUGUGUAUCCCUGGACCAGCAGAGCAGGUUAAUGAAGCAGACUGAUGGCGAUGACAAAGAGGACGCUUGCCCUUCCAGCGUCUUCCCCGUAGACGCCGAUGCCUGCAUCGUCCCAGACGUCACGCUGUGCACCUUCACGCUGCUGAACGACGUUCUCGUCACCCUCUCCCAGGCUCAGGGCCAGUGGUGGAUGAAACUCCACGUGCUCCUGGACCCCGAUCAGGAGAGCCAGCCAUGUCGGCAGAUCAGCCAAGUGGGGUUCUCCACCUGCGACCAAACCGGAGACGACGGGGACGCGCUGUCCUCGCACUUCCUUCCUGUCUUGUGCUGUGCGUCCGCACCAGGCACAGCCGGGCCCGGGGAGGGUCUGUGGUGCUCGGGGGGGUUCACGCUGGAGGAGCCCCUCUUCAGCCUGCUCUUUGGCAUAGACGCUGCCAUGCUCGACUCUCCCAUGAUUCUCUGUGGUUUCCCGGACGGGCAGCUGUGCUGCGUGCCGCUGAAGGCCCUCAAUUCUUCUGAAGCCGUUGACGCCUGCAGUGAGGUUGCAGGCCAGGUUCCGCCUGUGAAGAUCCUUCACCAUUUGGAAGAACCUGUUGUCUUCAUUGGAGCCUUGAGAACAGAACACAAAGCCCCUGACGAUCCCGAUGACCAGCAGCUGUUUGGAGACUCAGGCUGCGACUGCGUUGUGGUGGUCGGGCACUACGGCAAGAUGGUGGCCAUGAAGGCAGAGCGGGGAGAAGAGGCCAAGGUCCCAGAGGUCAGGGAGUACUACCUGCAAGGGCCCAUCCUGUGCGCCGCCUGUGGUGGCGGCAGCCGGAUGUAUUACAGCACGCAUUCAGACAUCUCCGCAGUCGACCUGGAUUGGGUCAGCAACGCUUCUGACCCCGAGAGCAUAGAUAACACUGCAUACGUCCUGCCUCCCGUUCUGUCUCCAGCCAGUUUAAGUAUCUGUAGCGUUGUGGCGCUUUCCUUGUCUUCUCGGGCCUCAGAAGGUGACUCGGAGCUGCUGGCUCUCUCUGCUAAAGGCCGACUGAUGAGCUGUGACUUAUGCAGUCCUGAUGACGCUCAUCCCAUCAGGCUGACCCCAGAAAAAGCUGGCCAAAGGAUAAAGGAACUGCUGUCUGGGAUAGGCAACGUCUCGGAGAGAGUUUCUUUCCUGAAAAAGGCCGUGGACCAGAAGAACCGAGCGCUGACGAGCCUGAACCAGGUGAUGAAUGUGAGUGCUGCCUUACUGUCCAACCAAGAUGGCCGGAAGCCCGUCACUUGCACUGUUACCGCCAGCUGGAGCCGCCUGCUGCUUCGAGAUACCUGGGCCAUCUCCUGCAUGUUGGAGAACUCGAGUGAAUGCAGCCUGGAGCAAGGCUGGACCCUCUGCGUUCAGCUGUUCACGAGCUCCUGUGCCUUCGACGAAGACUCUGUUGAUUCGGCCACCACGUUCACCUUCCCAAUCGACCAGCUCCUCCCUGGGAGCAAGAGGGAGGUGACGCUGCCGCUUGGCUCCGCCGAAGGCACCAAGUUGGAGCUGCCUCUGACCGUCUCCUGUGCCCUCUUCUACAGCCUGCGAGAGAUUCUGGACAGUGCGUCGGACUCCUAUGAGUCCCUGGACGACCUGCUUCCUGAUGGCUCUCCUGGCCUUUCCCCAGACAAAGAAGGGAUCUGCCUGCCCCUGAGCAAAUGCACCAUCGACAUCUUGCAGUGCCUUCGUCUGGAUGACAGCACAGUGCCUGGAGCCCCUCCUUCCAUCGCCACCCUGUCAGACCCAGUGGAGACCUUCCUGAAAGUAUCCAGGGUGCAGUCUGACCCCAGCAGCGUGGAAGUCAGCGACCAGCUGCUUCCCAAGGCACCGGACGCCCUAGGAGAUGAGUAUCUACCCCCAUCAGUGGCUUCUAUCAAGGUGUCAUCGGAGCUGCUGAAAAAUGCAUUGAAGAGCUUCUGUGAAG